Molecule: messenger RNA, 6213 nt
Organism: Brassica napus (rape)
Lineage: Eukaryota; Viridiplantae; Streptophyta; Magnoliopsida; Brassicales; Brassicaceae
Exons: 3
Coding region: 2436-3836 (466 amino acids)
Molecular function (GO): zinc ion binding; nucleic acid binding
Source: RefSeq, a predicted model, not a curated record
UCAUCAUCUUCCUCACUGUCUUCCAACUUGACAUGGUUCAUGUUCCUCUCUGGAGGAGGGAGCCCAUCAUCUUCAUCCUCCUCCUCAUCUUCUUCUUCACUGUCUUCCGAUAUGAUAUGGUUCAUGUUCCUCUCAAGAGGAGGGAGGCCAUCAUCAUCAUCAUCAUCCUCAGAUUCAUCACCUUUUUUCCUAACAUGUUCUUUGAGGGGAGCUGGUUGUUUUGAGAUCUGAGUUUGCUGAAAGAUUAAGGAGGAGGUGAAAGCAACAUUAUUUAUGGUGCAUCCGAGAAAAGCCAUAGGACCUGAUGCCCUGAAAUCCGUGGUUCAACCAGAGUCUCACCAAACCUCCCAAACCGACCAUCUAGGAGAAACCAGCGACCGAGGUUCAGUCCAAGGCGUAUAUCUCCACAACCAGAAUAACUUUCAACAUGAAACAAUUUUUAUUGGAUUCUACACUCACGAAGGAGUCCAGCAAAAUUGGAAUCGAGCCAAAAUAUUAAUGGAGCAAGAAGUUAUAAAUUUUACAAGUCACACGUUUCUCAGCCCGUCCAUCUGCGAGUACCCGACUUUAGAAGCAGAUUCAAGUCCAAGGAAGGAGCGGCCUGAACCAAAGCCCAUCAUAGGAUUCAAUAGGGAUCUCUCAUCUUUCCAACAAGCCCAAUAUCAGGAGAAAUGGCCACGGAAUUAUGAAGUUAUGAUCUAAUCUCCAAAACCGGCCAAACCAGUUCUACACUUGCCUCAAUUGGAAGCUAGCCGGUUCAAUCAGCUUCAAACAAGACAUUGGCGAUCAGGAGAUCAUUUCAACCAAUCAGGAGAUAUUCUAGGAGUCCAGGAGGAGUUCUGCAAGUUCAUACCAUGCACCAGCAACCAUUGGAUCAGGAGGAUCCUCAUUUACUUCAACUUGCCUUAUUUGGAGUCUCAAGCAUUAAAACUCCAACAGCUCUUUUUCCUUCAGAUUAGGCACGACCUCAGCACAUUCCAAACCAUCAAGAAGGUUCCCAGGAAUCUUAGUUAUCCCCUCAAACCGUCCAGAUACAAGGAGAACACCAUCUACAUUCAUUUGGCCAAGAUUCUCACCAUAAAGCCUCCAACAGCUAGUUUUCAUGGAGCCAUCAAUUCCUUUGCUUCCAAAUUUAUUAUUUCGAUUAUAUUUCUUUCCUUAUGUCAUUUUAUGACUGUUAGAGAGUCCCAAUAGUCGAGCCUAUAAAGCUCAAUUAUUUUGUCUUUGUAAAUCACCUUGAACUUUUAUGAAUAAAAAUACAGUUUUUCUAGUUUUGUCAAAACUAUUGUUCUAAGUCUUUUGAGUGUGUGAGAAACAGCUCCAGAGCAACCAAGCUUAUCAAAGAUCCCUUCCAUAGAUCUUUGUGGUGUCUAUCAAUCCAUUUCGUCCAUCCCAACCACUGGCCAAGCUUGAGAGAGUUACACAACCAGCAAGCAAAGCUCCAUCUCAUUCCACUUCAACCAUCAUUUGAUCAAGCUGAGAGUGUUACACAACCAGCAGCUUGAUUCCAUCCUAUCCUUUGUUUAUUUAUCUUGUUUAAUAUCAUUAUCAUCAUCAUCUCAUUAGUUUUCAUAAUUGUUUCUGUUUGCAUGAUAAAACUCUAAAAACUCAUAAAAAUCGGUUCUCUUUGUUUUCAGGUUUAAACCUUGGUUCCACCAUUCUAUCCAUUCGUGGGUUACCCCCCCCCCCCCCCCCCCUGUGCCUACAACAUUUUGGUAUCAGAGCUGAAGUUCCUGAAUCAGGUUAUAUCUAUCCUUGCAUCAUAUUUCAAUUUUUUGCAUUUGUUUCCAUUUAUAAAAAAAAAAAAAAAAAACAGUUUUUGCAUUGUUAUUGUUGUUCUUAAGAAAAGAAAACUAAAGAAGAAGGAGUUGUCUAGUUUGAUCCACGAAAUUCUUUUGAAAUACUUGUCUAGUUGUUUGCAUUCAUUCCCCCAGCUCCACUUGUCAUAUUUAGAUUUUGUGCAUUCAUUUAAAAAAAAAACUGCAUUUCCAUAUUUGUUUCUUGCAUUGAAAAGUUAAAAAAAAAAGAGCAUAGCAUUUUAUUAAUUUCGUGCAUACCAUAUUUUUUUCAUAAUUUUUUUUUAUUUGCAUUAAAAAAAAAUCAUUCAGAUUAGUUUAUAUCAUUUUGGGUUCAAGUAUACAUAUUUGUUUCCAUUUUCGGUUACUUGCAUAAGAAAAUUCAAAAAAAAAUCAGUGUUAGUUCUCUUUACAUAUUUUCUUUUCACUUGUGUUAAUUGUCAUUCCAUAUUGAUUCAUUUCGUUUUUGCAUUGAGAAAACCAAAAGAAAAAUUAUUUUAGCAUAGUUUAUUUCAUUUCGGUUCAUAAUUGCAAUUUUUUUUGUUUCAUUUUAGUUAGCUUGCAUUUUUGGUUCAUAUUUUGAUUCGACCAGAACUUUCCAUACCUUCACUUGAUCUUUGAGAGUGUUUUCAGGAAGCCAUGGUAGGAACUAGGAAAAACACACAGCCAAAGUCAGAUGGCCAAACAAAACCAACAGUUGACAGCUUUGCAAGAGAUCAAUGUCGGAUUGCUCAGUUGAGGAAAAGAAACAAGGCACGAGUCCAACGUCCACAGCAAGGAGAAAGGAGAUUUGGAGACGCACCAGAGGCUGUCUAUGUCGAGCCCAAGCCACCAGAUCCUUCAAGGAUCAAUCAACAUCCAACUUCUCAAACCCAUACUCAUCAUGUUGCUAAUUCUCGGUUUGAAUAUAACUCUUUUGCUGAUAAAGUUAAACUCUUUACAUUUUCAGGAAAAAGAGGUUAUCUAAUAUGGGAGAGGAACCUUGAUGAAUGGUUUCACUACAACAACAUCUUGAAGGAAGAAAGGCUUGCUUAUGCCAUUGAUCAACUUAGAGAUGAUGCCUUUAAAUGGUGGGUACAAGAAGAAGAUGAUAGAUGGUAUUACAAGGAGCCAACUAUCAAAACGUGGAGAGAUCUUAAGGAACUCAUGAGAUAUGAGUUUGCACCAAAGUAUACAAGUGCUGAAAUCCAGGAAAUAUACCCAAGGAGGUAUCCAACUCAUGGUUCCAAAGAAGCAAGAAAAGUUGUACCAAAAGAAGGCCAUAGAAGCUUGAUCCGCCAAGACCAGAUUCGGCCAAACCAGAGGCCCAUGGUUUUCUAUGAUCAAUACCAACCUUAUAAGGUCCCAAAGGCCAUGGAGAAGAAGAACCUUGUCAGCCAAGACACACUGGCCAGACACAAAGAAAAAUCAGACAAACCGAUUUUUCAAGAGAAGGCCAAGGUAAGUCCUAUACUUGAUAAAUUUGUUUAUAAAUCAUCUCCCACUGGUAUGAGUCACUUGUAUUUGUCCAAGGAUGUUAAGACAGGUCCUGAGGUUGAGAAAGACACGAUCUCCACAUCUUUGUUGGAAUCAAAAGUUGUCCAUGAUUUAAUUCUAAGAGACAAGGAGAUUGUAAACCAAAAGAAAGAAGAGCCAUCAAGCCAAUGUAAGUCUUCUAACUCUGAGGAUUUAAAAUAUCAGACAUGUUAUAGAUGUCAUAAGAAAGGACACUAUGCUGUAGUUUGUCCUACUAAGCAAGCAUUGAUAGAAACAUCACUAGAAAAGAAAACAGAAUUAUCUACUAAAAGUGAUAGUUUUAUUCAAUCUAAUUUAUUGGUUCCAAAUUCUUGCGUAAUGCACUUAUCUUUGUCAAAGGGUGAUGUAACAGGAACUAAGGAGCAUGAAUUAAAAGGAGAGGAGCCACCAGGCGCCACACCUAUGAUGGACAAGAAGAUGGUUCAAGACACGAUGCAGUCCAUGUUGCUUAAAGAAGCAAAACCAGUAAAUGAAGUAUCAUACCAAGGUAAGUGUCUAACACCACCUAGAGAUACUAGUACCUGACGUGUGUGUUCUUGAUGUAGGGAGUAAAAAUGAAAGCUAUCUGCUUACUGAAGUUCCACAGAAGGAACCAGACCAUAAGCUCAGUCAUGAACCUCCUCACAAGUGGAAACCAAAAUCUAAACAAUGGAUUGUUCAAAUUCCAAAACCUAUGGUAAGAUUCAUGUUAGCUCAGCAUGUUCUUAAUAUUUCCAUGAUAGAUAUAAUGCACUUGCUUUUUGUCCAGAGUGUUGAGACUAUUUCAGGUUGCCAAGAAGAAAGCUUCAAAGAAAUCCCACCAGAUUAUCUUACGUUGCUAGGAGAAUCAACUCCAAGGAAUAUCAGAAACGUGGCCACCAAAACUUUGAAAGACAAUCCACUCCAGAAGAUAAGAAAUGACCAUGUCAAGAGCAGAGGCAUGAUUCAUUCCUAUUUUCUCAAAGGAGAACCACUUGAUACACAAUCCAUUCCCAAACCGAAACAAUCCCAAAGUAAGGCUCUAGAAUCUCAAAAGAGAAUGAAAGCUGACUUGCCCUAUCUUGGUGCAGGUUAUAUAGUUUCGAGGUCGAAACCUUGUCAAGAGGGAGGGGAUGUUGUAGCCCUGAAAUCCGUGGUUCAACAAGAGUCUCACCAAACCUCCCAAACCGACAAUCUAGGAGGUACCAGCGACCGAGGUUCAGUCCAAGGCGUAUAUCUCCACAACCAGAAGUACUUUCAACAUGAAACCAAUUUUAUUGGAUUCUACACUCAAGAAGGAAUCCAUCCCAAUUGGAAUCGAGCCAAAAUAUUAACGGAGCAAGAAGUUAUAAAUUUUACAAGUCCAAAGUUUCUCAGCCCGUCCAUCUGCGAGUACCCGACUUUAGAAGCAGAUUCAAGUCCAAGGAAGGAGCGGCCUGAACCAAAGACCAUCAUAGGAUUCAAUAAGGAUCUCUCAUAUUUCCAACAAGCCCAAUAUCAGCAUAAAAUGCCACGUAAUUAUGAAGUUAUGAUCCAAUCUCCAAAACCGGCCAAACCAGUUCUACACUUGUCUCAAUUGGAAGCUAGCCGGUUCAAUCAGCUUCAAACCAGACAUUGGCGAUCAGGAGAUCAUUUCAACCAAUCAGGAGAUAUUCUAGGAGUCCAGGAGGAGUUCUGCAAGUUCAUACCAUGCACCAGGAACCAUUGGAUCAGGAGGAUCCUCAUUUACUUCAACUUGCCUUAUUUGGAGUCUCAAGCAUUAAAACACCAACAGCUCUUUUUCCUUCAGAUUAGGCACGACCUCAGCACAUUCCAAACCAUCAAGAAGGUUCCUAGGAAGCUUAUUUAUCCCCUCAAACCGUCCAGAUACAAGGAGAACACCAUCUACAUUCAUUUGGCCAAGAUUCUCACCAUAAAGCCUCCAACAUCUAGUUUUCAUGGAGCCAUCAAUUCCUUUGCUUCCAAGUUUAUUAUUUCGAUUUUAUUUAUUUCCUUAUGUCAUUUUAUGACUGUUAGAGAGUCCCAGUAGUCGAGCCUAUAAAGCUCAAUUAGUUUGUCUUUGUAAAUCACCUUGAACUUUUAUGAAUGAAAAUACAGUUUUUCUAGUUUUGUCAAAACUAUUGUUCUAAGUCUUUUGAGUGUGUGAGAAACAGCUCAAGAGAAACCAGGCUUAUCAAAGAUCACUUCCAUAGAUCUUUGUGGUGUCUAUCAAUCCAUUUCGUCCAUCCCAACCACUUGCCAAGCUUGAGAGAGUUACACAACCAGCAAGCAAAGCUCCAUCUCAUUCCACUUCAACCAUCAUUUGAUCAAGCUGAGAGUGUUACACAACCAGCAGCUUGAUUCCAUCCUAUCCUUUGUUUAUUUAUCUUGUUUUAUUAUCAUUAUCAUCAUCAUCUCAUUAGUUUUCAUAAUUGUUUCUGUUUGCAUGAUAAAACUCUAAAAACUUAUAAAAAUCGGUUCUCUUUGUUUUCAGGUUUAAACCUUGGUUCCACCAUUCUAUCUAUUCGUGAGUUCUGCAAGUUCAUACCAUGCACCAGGAACCAUUGGAUCAGGAGGAUCCUCAUUUACUUCAACUUGCCUUAUUUGGAGUCUCAAGCAUUAAAACACCAACAGCUCUUUUUCCUUCAGAUUAGGCACGACCUCAGCACAUUCCAAACCAUCAAGAAGGUUCCUAGGAAGCUUAUUUAUCCCCUCAAACCGUCCAGAUACAAGGAGAACACCAUCUACAUUCAUUUGGCCAAGAUUCUCACCAUAAAGCCUCCAACAGCUAGUUUUCAUGGAGCCAUCAAUUCCUUUGCUUCCAAGUUUAUUAUUUCGAUUUUAUUUAUUUCCUUAUGUCAUUUUAUGACUGUUAGAGAGUCCCAGUAGUCGAGCCUAUAAAGCUCAAUUAGUUUGUCUUUGUAAAUCACCUUGAACUUUUAUGAAUGAAAAUACAGUUUUUCUA